AUGCCUCGCUGGCAGAAUGAUUACAUGAGAGGAACAGGCAUGGAAAUAUUGUGUUUUGUGAAGUUGAAUCUUCUGUUGAUUGCACUGGAGGUGAGGAGUGAUAGUGACAGCGAAUCGGAGAUAGCCAUCAAUCCUGGCUGUGAAAUAAAAAUCGACAUCAACACCAGAGGAUUCUUCAUCGCAGAAUCUGCAGACGACGUGAAGAGAGCUUUAUUUUUUUGCAAGCCGUGCCACGGAGAAGUGCCAGACAUCAAACUCGUCAAGAAAUGUAGAUGCAGGAGAACUACGGUUGCUCCAGUUUACUUAAAAACUGAAAUUGUGAAAAAGAAGUUAACGGCUCACAAGAAUAAACAUUUAGUAACUGCCAAUUCCAAGUCAAGUUUGUUGAGUUCACCGAAACAGUCAGCAACAGACCGCCAUUGUGAAAAUAAUGUCAUCAAGAGACAUGCUCGAUUCCAUCUGAACAACUCAGCCGACCAACCUCUGCAGACAAUUCCGCACACUGUUGUACCAUCAACGAACAGCACUAGUGACUAUUUAAGGUCGAGAUCAGAUGACCCAGAGUUAGAUAUUGAUCACAAGGACAGAAGGAAGUUUGAUUCGACGGGCAUGUUUCACUGGUGUCCAUCACAGACGCUUUCCAAUUGCAUCAUAAGUCGUGAGAAAGCCGCUAUGACAGUUUUGUCGAACCACGUCAUUGUGUGUCUGUUUGCUGACGCCCACUCAGCUCUCAUCGGUUUGAGAAAUCUAAUCAUGCCUCUGAGAGCAAGCAAUUUUGAUUAUGAUGAGUUGAAACAUGUCGUCAUUGUUGGAGAUAAAGAUUAUAUCAAGAAAGAAUGGAAAAGUCUUUGCAACUUUCCAAGAAUUAUUAUCUUAAAUGGUUCUCCAUUGAACCGUGCCAAUUUGAGAGCUGUGAACGUCAACAUGUGCGACAUGUGCGUCAUCUUGGCAGCACGAAAUUCCAACACAGAUGACAGCACGCUAGUCGACAAAGAAGCCAUCCUCUGCAGCCUCAACAUCAAAGCCAUGACGUUCGAUGAAACAAUAGGCCUGCUGCAUUCAGUUGGUAAAGAUGGAUACCUACCAAGCGGAAACACAAUAAUUGAAGCAAACAGCUGCGCGCGCAAGUUGGGCGUGUCGUCUGGCAUCGACAUUCCAAUGAUUACAGAACUAGGAAACGAUGCCAACGUACAGUUUUUGGACCAAGAUGACGAAGACGACCCUGGAACGCCUCUUUACAUGACCCAACCCUUUGCUUGCGGGACCGCCUUUGCCGUCAGUGUGCUCGAUUCGCUCAUGAGCACGACAUAUUUUAACGACAACGCCCUUACUCUUAUACGAACGUUGAUAACUGGGGGAGCAACUCCAGAAUUGGAGCACAUUUUGGCGGAAGGCAUUGGAAUGAGAGGUGGGUAUGAAACCGCAGAGUCUUCACUUCUACGUAACAGGUGUCGAAUGGCACAGCUACCACUUGACGAAACAUCUUAUUCGGCAAUUUUUGGGUAUUCUGUUUGCGACCCUUUGAAAUAG
Molecule: messenger RNA, 1530 nt
Organism: Helobdella robusta
Lineage: Eukaryota; Metazoa; Annelida; Clitellata; Rhynchobdellida; Glossiphoniidae
Exons: 11
Coding region: 1-1530 (509 amino acids)
Cellular component (GO): postsynaptic membrane
Molecular function (GO): large conductance calcium-activated potassium channel activity
Source: RefSeq, a predicted model, not a curated record